Sinocyclocheilus grahami is the source of this 639-nucleotide messenger RNA. Its product is annotated as interferon-inducible GTPase 5-like. Gene Ontology annotation, molecular function: GTP binding. The annotation marks the transcript as partial. The transcript has a single exon. The record is from RefSeq and is a predicted model, not a curated record. NCBI's taxonomy places the organism in Eukaryota, Metazoa, Chordata, Actinopteri, Cypriniformes, Cyprinidae. Gene Ontology annotation, cellular component: membrane.
UUUUAUUUCAUUCGCACUAAAAUUGACAACGACAUUCGCGCUGAAUCACACAAAAGAAACUUUGAUGAGCGGAUGUUGCUCGAAAACAUCCGAGAGGACUGUAAGGCGAACCUACUGAAAGUCGGAAUACCCAAAAUAUUCCUAGUGUCUUCAUUUAACUUGGAAAAAUAUGACUUUCAGAAGCUGAUCAGCACCCUCGAAGAUGAACUUCCUGAGAACAAGAAAUUUGCUCUCAUUCAGUCUUUGCCCGUUUAUUCUCUUGAGGCCCUCAUAAAGAAGAAAACAUACUACAAGAAACUUAUUUGGCUAAACGCCUUCGCGGCAGGGGUCGGGGCGAUAGCUCCCAUCCCGGGAUUGUCACUGGUCUGUGAUUAUGGCAUCAUAAAGACGUUUUUUCAGCAAGUCUUUGUGGGCUUUGGCUUAUCAAAUCAGGCCCUAAAGGCCCUAUCAGAACGAGUGAACAAACCGUUGGAGCAACUAAAAGCCGCUAAGACGUCACGCUUCAAAGAUGGAUCCACUGAGGAUAUUGUGAUAGAUAUGCUGUCUAAACCAAUGAUUGCUAUAGCCAAGACACUGGGGACCAUACUGGCUCUGCUGCCAGGAGGAGCUCUACCAGCAGGAGGAACGGCUAUUGCUUCA